Corythoichthys intestinalis (scribbled pipefish) is the source of this 1385-nucleotide messenger RNA. It is a transcript of the gene stx17, whose product is annotated as syntaxin 17. Gene Ontology annotation, cellular component: SNARE complex; endomembrane system; autophagosome membrane. Gene Ontology annotation, molecular function: SNAP receptor activity; SNARE binding. NCBI's taxonomy places the organism in Eukaryota, Metazoa, Chordata, Actinopteri, Syngnathiformes, Syngnathidae. The record is from RefSeq and is a predicted model, not a curated record. The coding region runs from base 189 to 1088 and encodes 299 amino acids. Gene Ontology annotation, biological process: intracellular protein transport; vesicle-mediated transport; vesicle fusion. The transcript has 7 exons.
GUCGGACACAAUUCGUCGACGCACUUGUGGGGAGUUGUUUACAACAAAAACUGCUAAAAGAAGUCACCAAGUUGUUAUGGCAUUAAUUGGUAUGCAAUGGAUUUGGGAACAUAACUUCUGCUUUUGAAAAGUUUUAUCUUGGAGCCUAUACCCUGCAUGUGUGGACUGAAGUCACACCAGCCAGUCCCAUGGCGGAGGGGGCUACCAAAUUGACGUUGCGGCGCCUGGAGGCUCCCGUUCACAAAUUCAUUAAAGUGGCUCUACCCACUGACCUGGAGCGGCUGCAGAAGCACCACGACAACAUAUUGAAGUACCAGCAGAGCCAACAGUGGGGUCGCCUUCAUCAAGAGCACAUAAAUGCCAGCCGGACAGUUCAGCAACUACGAGCCAACAUCAGAGAAAUGGAGAAGCUGUGCAGCCGCGUCCGGGCGGAAGACGCCGCAGCUCUCGAGAAGCUUGUCAAGCCGGUCAAGGACAGGGCGUCCGUCGCUGUGCGAGAUUUCCUACAGUUGCACUCUAACCCGACCAUUCAGCCCACGGCGUUCUCACCGUCACCCGACUCAGAUCGGCCGUCUGGCUGUGGGUCCGGCACUGACCACGCUAAUGACGAUGUGGAUGAAGAGUUGGUUUCUGGCUGGCAAAUUCAGUCCCAGCUGCCGGAGAUCCCUGCAGAAGAAAGUGCUGCAGAAUCCUGGGACGACCUCGAAGAGGAUCUGCAGGAGCUAAGCAGUUUGGUGACAAGCUUCUCUGUGCUCGUCCACUCCCAGCAGGAGAUGAUUGACAGCAUUGAAGGCAACGUCAACACGGCCGUCGCCAACGUGGAGGAGGGGUCCAAAAGCCUGGGGAAGGCGGUGGGCUACAAGUGGGCGAUGCUGCCUUUGGCUGGUGCGCUCCUGGGCGGCGUCCUCGCGGGUCCACUGGGCCUUAUCAUUGGACUGAAAACUGCGGGCGCGGCAGCUGUGGGGGGCAGUGCCCUGGGCUUCGCAGGAGGCAAGAUGGUGAAAAAAUACAACAAACGCCUGCUGGGGCUGCAGAUGAAGCAGCUGACUGAGCCGCCGACCGACGACGCGUCAGACAAGGACAAGUGAGCGGCGGAUACGGGCCGGCCACGGGCCGACAGAUGCACCAUGAAGUUAAGAUAUGAGCCAACAAUGAUGGAUCUGAGUCCGUUAAGACUUAUUUAAGAACAUUUUUCAAUGGAACUGCAUCACAUUGACGGUUGUGUACUUAGCCUCGUGCUAAAUAUGAGAGUCACCAGUGUCACUUUUAUAGACCUGAAUGCUCUCUCUUGUAUGAACUGCCAAGUUUGUCGCCACAAAAGAGCUAACACAAGUUGUUUUAAAAUAAAUGCCUUUACAAAUGAAAUAAAACUAACCAAAACCUUU